CCGGAUGUGGCCGGGGUGGGUCUUCUCGCCCCCGGCGGAGCGUGUGUGUGCCGGUGGCCGGGUAUAUAAAGCUAUGAGCGGACGCCGGCGUGGCCUCUGCGAGUCAAACAUCACGGUUGGACGGGGGUCGCCCAGUUCGCUACUGUCGGAUGUCCAGCGGCUCUCCGGAGAGGAUUCAACGCCACAAGUGUGGAGCUCAACAUGGUGCAGCUGUCUCCUUCCCCUACCCUGGUAGUCACCCCUCCACCUGAGCGCUCAGAUGAGGGGGAGGAAAGACUGGAGGACCAGGUGAUGGCUGAAAGCCCCAAGGGGGGCUUGCCCGGUGGUCUGAGUGCCCUGCAGCUCAGCCUGGAGUCCUGCACCGCCUACCACGGCUACGAGGCCUACAUAGAAGAUGGUCUCAUCUGCCUCAAACACAAAGUCCGCAACUUGGAGAAAAAGAAGCUGAAACUCGAAGACUACAAGAAGAGGCUGAAUUGGGGCAGGAAACUUAACAAGGAUCAGAUGGCGGCUUUGGAAAAGUACGAGGAGGUGCUGCAUAACCUGGCAUUUACACGGGAGCUGCACAAAACUCUGGAUAGCUUGACUCAGACGCUGCUGAGAGCCCAGAGGAAGGUGAGGAAGCAGCAGCAGCUGGUGAAGGAGGAGGCGGAGAGGAGGCGUCUGAGCACCGUGCUGCAGGUCCAGCACCUCCUCCACAGCAUGCAGCAGGAGCACAUCAGGCAGGACCUGCUGGCUGGACACAACCAGGCGCCCCUCAUCUCAGCCAAACGGCUGCACAGCCUGGGUCAGCUCGCCGCCCUGCUGGGAGUCAACAGGGAUAACAGGCUGAGUUUAGAGGAGCAGAUGGAGCAAGCGGCUCUGGCCUACUGGGACCUGCUAGAGGGGAAAGACAAGCCUGUGGCUGGAUCCACAUUUAAGCUGUUCAAAGAAGAAGUCACCAGGCUGUUGAACUGCAAGUACUUCAGUUGUCUUCCACCUCCACCCACCAAGUCUCCAGAAGUGCUGCUGAAGUCAAACGGCCACAGCACCACAUCAAAGUCAAAACCAAAUGAAGUUCCUAAGGAGUUUUUCAACAGACUGUACCUGACCGAUACGGAGACUCAUCCCACUCCGAACUGGAAGGGGGACUUCCAGACCACGAGGGAGCCUCCUGACUCCUGGGAUAUGGAGUUCUCAGAUGGACCCACAUCACCCCAAGCUGCAGUCCACAAACCAUGGAGAGGAGCUGCCACUUUUAUCCCCAAAGUCCCAGUCACUACCAAGAAGCAAUGUCCUGACUGCAAACAGAGAAAAGAGAGGAGAGCCAAAGGAGAGCAACAUGCCAAGUUGGCAGUUGACAUGGAUAUGCCUGUGGAGGUGUUCAACUUUCCAUAUGCCUUGCCCAAAGACCCUGUCCUGAGGAAGCAGCACCUAGAGGACCUCAUGACAAAGAUCCAUGGCUCCUUCAGUUUUAUGCAGGACUCUCUUCUGGAUGGUGAGAUCUCCCCCACCAAUGGCCUGCCUAGACUGAAGAGACGACCGUCUGGCUCUCCAUCUCCUCUGGGUCGCACAGACUUGAGAAGCCCAGUCGAAGACCUGUCCGAACCAAUGCAUUCCACCCCACUGCCUGCCAGGCUUAUAGAGCGCAAAGCCAGCCUGACAAAUGGGGAUCAGUGCCUGGAGACCUGUGACCAGACUUUUUCCUCAAUGGACCUACCUCAUGAGCCACUGCAGUUGGCUGAAAUAAAGAAGUUUUCUUCACCGCCGCUGUACCGCAGGGAGUCCAUCAUCUCUGUUGCUCAGGAGGAGAAGAGCAGUCCUCAGACACCAGUAACUGAGUCAGGGAAGCAGUCGCCCUGUAAUGGGGUGGCAUCUGGCACCUCCACCCCCCCUCAGGGACAAAGUUUCUCUACACCCCCCACCAGGCGAACUCUGACGUCUGCACAGUUUGAGAACAUCCAGUCAUUGGUCUUCAAGGCGAAUGCCUCUUUACCUCAAAAUGGGGAAUUGAACUACAAACCAGAUUCUGCAGUUUUCAAUGAACCCAGGUACAGCAAUGCCAGUACCCAAACGCCACCGGAGAUGGCUCCCUCAGAAGACGAACUACAGCUGGUGUACCAGGCAGAUUAUACGGUGGGUAAUGGAGGACCGAUCUUCCUGUCCCCUGGCCAAUCAAGUGGUAGCGUGGGUCGUCCCGGCCAGUCGUACUACACCAGAGGAUCUGUGAGAGGUAUGGCACGUGGCGCCAAGGGACUGGCACAAACCUUUCGCUCUUCUGGUUGGCAUCGAGGAGGAUCCUACCUCCCACAGACUAAUCUAAGGGACUCUGGACCUGUCCUCUAUGCUGCUAGAGAUUCUGGAUAUCAACACAGCUAUAGACGUGGAGGAGGAAGGCGUCACUCGAGUGCGACCUGGAGUGACUCUUCCCAGGUGAGCACCCCAGACAGGGAGGGAACGUUUACACUUGUGGGUCACGACUCGGGUCAUGGGGAUUCCCUGUCGGUUUCCACCGUGGAUGUCCCUCUCACUCCCCAUGGCCACCAUCACGCCCUGCUUCCCAUGCAACUCUACCCGCUCUCCCAGCCGAUGCGAGUGGCCUUCAACGCCUCUCGCACUGCCAACUUUGCCCCAGGCAACCUCGACCAGCCCAUAGUGUUCGACCAGCUGCACAGCAACCUAGGGGAGAUGUACGACACCCACAUCGGCCGCUUCACUUGCCCUGUCAACGGAACCUAUGUCUUUAUCUUCCACAUUCUGAAGCUUGCCAUCAACGUGCCCCUCUACAUUAACCUCAUGCGCAACGAAGAGGUGAUGGUGUCGGCGUACGCCAACGAUGGCGCCCCAGAUCACGAGACAGCCAGCAACCACGCCAUCCUGCCUCUCUUCCAAGGAGAUCAGGUGUGGCUCCGGUUGCAUCGUGGUGCCAUCUAUGGCAGCACCUGGAAGUACAGCACCUUCUCUGGCUUCCUGCUGUACCAGGAUUGAACUUUUGGUCAAACAAAUGGCUCUCUUCUUCCAGUGUGUGGACGGUUUACUUUAUACUAAAUGGUGAUUUAAACUAACAUUUCAGUAUUGUGGUCAGGCUGCAUGGCAAUGGCCUUUUCACCAUAAAGCUCAUUCAUAAAUAAGCUGUCAGUUGCCAAAUUAUAUGAUCGGUCCUCUCAGCCAUUAUCUAUAUUUGAAAUGGGGACUGUGACUACUUGACAUAAACCAAAUGUAAGAUUCCAUAUGAAUGUAUACAUGAUGGUGGUGCUCCCUGUGAAUAAGUACAACUGAUAACAUGUCAUCUUGCUGUAAAUCAACCCAUAGUAUAUCACCUGUUCAGCCCACAGGUCACUUAUUUCAGUAAGAACUCCAAUGCAAUGUUGUGAAUUUGUGCCUUGUUUUCUGAAUGGCUUUGGGUGACUGACCGAUGUUAAAUGGCUAAUGAACUGAAUUAUUGGCUGGUUUAUCUGAUGAAUAAUAGUUGACCCUACUGUCGCUUGUUGCUGGGCUCCUAUGCAUUCAGUCUCACCUUACUGUAUGUGAAUGUGAAGCUGAGAAAGGAAAGAUUGUGUUCUUGGUGGUGGGUAUGGUGUUAAACACUUGAGGCCAAAUUGUUGCACUAACAGACUACUGUGGAGAGAUGGAAGUGGUUCCUUGAUGUGCCUAAAUAAAAGACGCUGUGAAGUUUG
Perca flavescens (yellow perch) is the source of this 3656-nucleotide messenger RNA. RefSeq names its product caprin family member 2 (gene caprin2). Gene Ontology annotation, cellular component: cytoplasm. Gene Ontology annotation, molecular function: signaling receptor binding. The transcript has 21 exons. NCBI's taxonomy places the organism in Eukaryota, Metazoa, Chordata, Actinopteri, Perciformes, Percidae. Gene Ontology annotation, biological process: positive regulation of canonical Wnt signaling pathway. The record is from RefSeq and is a predicted model, not a curated record. Bases 202 to 2967 code for a protein of 921 amino acids.